Molecule: messenger RNA, 4198 nt
Organism: Brassica napus (rape)
Lineage: Eukaryota; Viridiplantae; Streptophyta; Magnoliopsida; Brassicales; Brassicaceae
Product: F-box/LRR-repeat protein 15
Exons: 19
Coding region: 243-2870 (875 amino acids)
Molecular function (GO): protein binding
Source: RefSeq, a predicted model, not a curated record
CGACCAAAAUAACGGGGAAGCAAGAGAGAGAAACCAAAGACUCGAAACUAGCUCGAGCUCUGCUCUUUUGUCUUUUCCCUUUCCUAUUCUAAUUUUUGGCGGAUUAUUUUCCUCUUUCUGGAUUUGAUAUAAUAAAACCACAGCACUCAAUUUUCUCAAACCCUAAUUGCUUGCUGCAGCUUGGAGAUGAAAUCAUUUGCUUUUUUGUUGGAUUGAUCACGUUGGAUGCUGAGGAUUGUACGAUGGAGGAAGGUGAAUUGAAGCGCGUAUGGUCAUCUACAGAUGCUGAGGAUGAUGAUACGUACCACAAGCGUCCCAAACUUGAGUGCCCAGCGUCUGCUUCUUCUGAUUCGUCGUCCAUGGAGGAGAGAACUGUUGCAUCUUCUUCUCGGACACAUAUGUUCUGCCACAAUUUCAUCUUGAAUCAUGGUCGGAAAGAUGAUGAUUCUCAAGUUCGUUUUGAUUUGACUGAUGACGUCUUACAUGUGGUGUUCUCGUUCUUGAAACACGUCGACCUCUGUCGCUCUGCUAUGGUAUGUCGUCAGUGGAGAGUUGCCAGUGCUCAUGAGGAUUUUUGGAGGGUCUUGACAUUUAAAAAUAUGAGUAUUUCUAUCGACCAGUUUGAAAACAUGUGUCGUCGCUAUCCCAAUGCCACUAGAGUGAAUGUUUAUGGCGUUCCUGCUGUUAACGCCCUGGCUAUGAAAGCAGCUACCAGUUUCAGGAAUCUGGAGAUCUUAACUAUUGGAAACGGUCAGAUCAGUGAAAACUUUUUCCAGAUAUUGGGGGAGUGUAACAGCUUGAGGAGCGUGACCAUAAGUGACGCUAUUUUGGGAAGUGUUCCUCAGGAAAUACACCUGAGCCAUGAUCGGCUACAUAAACUUAAAAUUAGAAAAUGCAGCGCUCUGCGUUUGUCUAUCAGGUGUCCGCAGCUCCGGUCUUUAUCAUUAAAAAGAAGCGACAUGGUACUGGCGAUGCUUAACUGUCCACUCCUCCAACAUCUUGACAUAGCCUCGUGCCAUAAGCUCCAAGAUGCUGAUAUCCGGUCAGCUGUCACUUCGUGUCCUCAACUAGAGUCGCUCGAUGUUUCUAACUCUUCCUGUCUCGGUAAUGAAACUUUGCGUGAAAUAGCCCAGGCUUGUGCUGCUCUCCAUAUUCUUAAUGCUUCACACUGCUCCAAUAUAUCUUUUGAGUCAGUACAUCUCCCCAUGUUGACAGUUCUCAAGCUUCGUAGCUGUGAGCGUAUAACAUCCGCGUCUAUGACUUGGAUUGCUAACAGUCCUGCGCUGGAGGUUUUGGAGCUUGAUAAUUGCAAUAUGUUCACAUCUGUCGCGUUGCAUCUCUCCUGCUUGCAGAGUUUAAUCCUACUAAAUUGCCGCAAAUUCGUAGAGCUGAACUUGCAAAGCACCAUGCUUUCAUCAAUCACUGUUGCAAACUGUCUAGCUCUUCGCCGAGUCACAAUCACUUCCAACGCCCUACGAAGGUUAGCUCUCAAGAAACAGGAGAAUUUGACAGCAUUAGUUCUGCAGUGCCAGUCCUUGCAAGAAAUGGAUCUCUCUGGUUGUAAAUCACUGUCCAACACUGUAUGUGAAUCAUUUAGUGAUGUUGGUGGAUGCCCAUUGCUGAAGUCAUUGAUUCUUGACAACUGUGAGAGCUUAACAGAAGUGAGAUUCUGCAACUCGUCGUUGUCUAGUCUGUCCCUUGUUGGUUGUCGUGCUGUUACUUCUCUUGCGUUGAAGUGCCCUCGCUUAGAGCAGAUCUGUUUGGAUGGAUGUGAUAAUCUUGAAACUGCAUUCUUCAAGCCUGUUGCACUUCGGUCUCUAAAUCUAGGAAUAUGCCCAAAACUGAGUGUGCUCAGUAUCGAAGCGCCUUAUAUGGUGUCCCUUGACUUGAAAUGUUUCGGUGGACUGUCUGAAUCAUCCAUCAUUUGUCCUUUAUUAACAUCUUUAGAUGCGUCUUUCUGCGGUCAACUGAGGGAUGACUGUCUGCCUGCAAUCACUGCUUCUUGUCCACUAAUCGAGUCACUGGUGCUAAUGUCGUGCUCUUCUAUUGGCUCUGUUGGCUUUUCUUCCUUGAAAGGCCUCCAGAAUUUGUCUGUUCUUGAUUUGUCGUAUACUUGCUUGAUGAAUCUGGAGCCCAUCUUCAAGUCAUGUAUUCAACUGAAGGUACUCAAACUACAAGCCUGCAAAGAUCUUACUGACUCAUCAUUGGAGCCUCUAUACAAAGAAGGUGCAUUACCCGCACUUGAAGAGUUGGACCUGUCUUAUGGAACUCUCUGUCAGACUACUAUAGAUGAUCUACUUGCCUGCUGCACACACUUGACCCAUUUGAGCUUGAACGGCUGUGUUAACAUGCAUGACCUUGAACAUGAUUGGGGUUCUGGUGAGAGUAAUCAAGAACCAGCUGAAACAAGUACCAACCGGUUGCUACAAAACCUCAGCUGUGUGGGAUGCCCCAAUAUCAGAAAAGUAUUGAUACCGCCUGCAGCUCGGUUUAAUCAUUUAUCAUCACUGAACCUUUCGCUAUGUGUCAAUUUAAAGGAGGUUGAUCUCGCUUGUUCCAACCUGGUCUUACUUAAUCUAAGCAACUGUUGCUCUCUGGAAGUACUGAAGCUUGGCUGUCCAAGAUUGUCUACUCUCUUUCUUCAGUCUUGUAAAAUGGAUGAAGCAAGAGUUGAAGCAGCUAUAUCAGGAUGCGGCUCAUUAGAGACACUGGAUCUCCGUUUCUGUCCAAAGAUAUCCUCGGUGAGCAUGGUGAGGCUCCAAACAGUGUGCCCUAGUUUGAAGCGCGUCUUUAGCAGUCCUAAUCUUUUGCAAGACCAGGGUUUUGCAUCGAAUGUUUUAUUAUAUACAACUCUCUCUAGAUUAUACUGAAUGCUAUAUGAUGUGUUGUGUGGUGUUUGAGAUGUAACUAAUGGGUCCAAGUCUCGAGUUUCAGUAGUGCUUAUAGGCCUUGUAUUGUGGCUUUCUUAGGCUGCUUUUGUGAUGACACAAACUUUCGUGUGUUUUUGCUUGAUUAGGCCAUUUUCAAUCCAACGGUAAGACUUUAUUUUAUGUAAUUUUUAUACAAGAGUUUGUCUAAUCCAACGCUAAUAGAGAAGAGAAGCGAAAAAAAGAAAAGUCUGAAUCCUAUUUUUUUUCUUUUUCUUUUUGAAAUACCUUAUUUUUAUUUUUUAAGCAAAUAUAUAAUUCAAAAGUGAUAAGGAUAAAGCUAAGCGAUGGAACAAUGAGAGUGACUAAUUGGAUUUGGUCUAGUUUGAAGGGUAAGUUGUAGAAUCAACACAAGAAAAGUGCUCUCCAAGGACAAUGCGAUUCAUUGCGUAAUUGUAAAGUGAAAUUAUGUCUCUAGGAGUAAAUUUUUCGAAACGAAACAUUUUUCGGGUGAGUUCGAAUAAUAUCGGGUCGGAUCAUGAUCACGUGUUUUUCUAAAACCCGAAAUGAAACCGAACUAAAAGCAGUUUGGAUUUGGUUCAAGUUUAAAACUAAAAAAUCUUGAAUGCUCCAGAUAAACUCCAAAUAAACAAAAAAAAAUAUUCGAGUAAUUCAGAUUUUCGAUUUGUAAAUUAAAUGUUUUAUAUAUAUGUAUUUAUUUUAGUAUUAAAAUAACUAAUAUUUAAUUGUACUUGGGAUAUUUUUACCUGUUCCGCUUGGAUUUUUCGGGUUCAAAAAAAAAGUAAAAACCAUUGUUUUUGUAAACUUUGUCCGGUUUUGGUUUUUUGUUUUUUUUUUUUGGUUCUGUUCCAAUUAAGUUUUUGGGUUUAUGAUAAUAUUCCCAAGACUUAGAGAGGCUAUAAGUCAAAGUGGUCGUUGAUCAGAUCCCGAAGAGGAAAAUAAUCCGCCAAAAUUGUAAAGGGAAAGACAAAACUGCAGAGCUCGUUCCGAGUCUUUGGUUCUUUGCUUCCCCAUUAGUUUGGUAAGGAGCAGGUUCGAGCGCCGGUGUGGAGAUGACGACUCGACGGCGAACAGAACUCGUGGUGUGGAAGAGGAAGAUGGCACCAGUUGUUUAGUUAGAGUUAGAUAGGUCUCGGACAGGAGAUUACACAGCGUUGGACCGUUUCACAGUGGGUAAGAUUUUUGUGGCCAUUUUUGGCCAAAAAAUCGGGUUCUUAGAUUUUUUUUGGAUUGUGCUUAAAAUUGAAUGUGAUUGGAUAGAUCUAUCAAUUUAAUUCAAAAACAACAUGAAAACGUGAUAUUUUGAUGUA